Messenger RNA from Aspergillus ruber CBS 135680, 2867 nucleotides. RefSeq names its product DEAD/DEAH box helicase. The coding region runs from base 30 to 2720 and encodes 896 amino acids. Lineage: Eukaryota; Fungi; Ascomycota; Eurotiomycetes; Eurotiales; Aspergillaceae. Gene Ontology annotation, molecular function: ATP binding; ATP-dependent chromatin remodeler activity; zinc ion binding. The transcript has 4 exons. The record is from RefSeq and is a predicted model, not a curated record.
GUCACUUCUUGCAGUGGGCGUAAGCAGUCAUGGUGCUGACUAUUGGAAAGCGUGAUAUCGAACAUGUUGAUCUGACUGGCGAUGAUGAUAGAUAUGCGCGCGCUCAGAAAGCCAGCCGUAUCGCUCGUGAGCAACCAGUCUUAAGCCUGGACGAUGAAGUACAGGUUAUGCCCUCGUUUCAGCUUUCGCAGUCCUUUACACAGGAUGCACAGGAAGGGGAAGAUGAUGAGGCGACGGAUUUAGUUCAAGGAAGCCAGGAUAUUGACUAUACCAACGCUUAUAUGCUCUAUGGUCAUAUGCCUACUAAGAUUGUUGGUGUCCGCUUCUACAAUGGCCAGGCCACGAUUGGCGAGCGAGUGCUUCUACUGCGAGAACCCAAUAAUCCCUAUGAUCGGAAUGCCAUUCAAGUCAAGAAUGUUAUGGGUGACCAAGUUGGCCAUAUCGGGCGUAAAGUUGCAGCAAAGCUAGCCACAUAUAUGGACGCCAGGGAGCUUCUUGUUGAGGGCUUGUUGACUGGAAUCAAAGGGGCUUAUGAUUGCCCAAUUUCUUUGAGCUUAUUCGGAACGAGCGAUACUUCUAAAAGACAGGAGCUGCAAUUGAGAAUGGAACGUGACAGGCUUCCCGUGACUGAGGUGAAAAGGACAGAGCGAGAGGAAGACAAACAGCGGCGAAAACAACUCCAGCAGGAGCUCAAAAGCAAAGGCAGACCUGGUGAGAGCAUGGACAUGCUCGUCAACCAGAGUAUAAUCUUCAACCCUCGGGAUGUCAACAAAGUCGUUGAGGAAUUCGGUCUCAAUGAAUCGGAUCUGGCAAACAUGCCAAUGGCUGAAAGCCCCACAGCUUUGGCGACUGAACUUCUUCACUACCAGCGUCAAGGAUUGGCUUGGAUGAUCAGCAAAGAAUUACCGGUUCUGCCUUCACCUGGGUCUGACACUGUAGAACAGCUUUGGAAGAGGAAGGGAAACUAUUUCACGAAUAUCGCCACUAACUAUACUACGUCUACAGUACCUCCGUUGGCUAGUGGUGGUAUAUUGGCCGACGAUAUGGGCUUGGGAAAGACUAUUCAGAUAAUUUCUUUGAUUAUGGCUAACUCUCAGCCCAAGACCCCAGAAUCAUCCGCAUCCACCUUGAUUAUAUCUCCUGUGAGUGUGAUGAGCAAUUGGAAGAACCAAAUUGAGCUCCAUACCAAGAAAGAGCAUACUCCGCGAGUGCUGAUUUACCAUGGCGCUGGCAAGAAGGAGGCUGCGAACCUCAGCGAGUAUGAUGUGGUUAUCACGAGUUACGGCGCCCUGGCCAUGGAAUACAAUGAAAAUUCUGAUGUAUCACCAAAAAGUGGUAUUUUCUCGGUCUACUGGCGCCGUGCUGUUCUUGAUGAGGGUCACACAAUCCGCAACCCACGGUCUAAAGGUGCUCUGGCCGCUUGCAAUCUGCGAUCGGGCUCUCGCUGGACAUUGACCGGAACGCCGAUUAUAAACACAUUGAAAGAUUUAUACUCACAAGUUCGCUUCCUUAGACUCUCCGGCGGUCUAGAAGAUGUGGCGGUUUUCAACAGUACUUUGAUCCGGCCCCUUUCGCGCGAAGACCCUGACGCGCGUUUACUUCUCCAAGCACUCAUGGCUACUAUUUGUUUGCGGCGUCGGAAGGAUAUGAACUUCAUCAAUCUGCGCCUGCCUCCCCUCACUUCUCGUGUUUUCCGUGUUAAAUUCCAUGCCCACGAGAAAGAGAAGUACGAUAUGUUCUUAUCCGAAGCGAGAGGUGUGCUCUUAAAUUUCAAGGCCAAGGAACAAACCAAAGAGUCUACCUACUCGCAUGUACUGGAAGUCAUUCUCCGCCUGCGUCAAGUUUGCAACCAUUGGACGCUAUGCAAAAAUCGUGUCGACAAACUGACUAGUCUUCUGGACAAGCAUAAGGUCAUCCCAUUGACCCCUGAGAACAUCAAAGCGCUCCAGGAUAUGCUGCAGGUUCGGAUUGAGAGCCAGGAGACAUGCGCUAUUUGCCUUGAGAUUUUGGAACAGCCUAUAAUCACCGCUUGCGGUCAUGCUUUUGACCGCUGCUGCAUCGAGAAAGUCGUCGAAAGGCAGCAUAAAUGUCCUAUGUGUCGUUCCGAAAUCAAGGACGCGUCCACCCUGGUCUCCCCUGCGGCUGAGUUGGGCGAAGAUGCAGACUCCGCCGUCGGGGCCCCGGACGAUCCCAGCAGUAAAAUCGAAGCACUCAUUAAAAUCCUAACAGCACAGGGACAGGUCCCUGAUACCAGAACAGUAGUUUUCAGUCAGUGGACAUCUUUCCUGGACAUUGUCGAACCGCAUCUCAGAGCAAACGGAAUCGGAUUUGCUCGUAUCGACGGCAGAAUGGACUCCAUCAAGCGCGACCAGUCAACGCGCACCUUCUCCAACGAUCCCAACUGCAAAGUUCUUCUCGCCAGUUUGAGCGUCUGCAGCGUUGGAUUAAACCUAGUCGCUGCUAACCAGGCCAUUCUCGCAGACAGCUGGUGGGCUCCAGCCAUCGAGGACCAGGCUGUGGAUCGUGUUUACCGCUUGGGCCAGACGCGUGAGACGAGCGUCUGGCGUCUUAUCAUGGAAGAGAGUAUCGAGGAUCGCGUGUUGGACAGACAGGAGGAGAAGCGGAAGCUGAUGCUUGAUACAUUCCGGGAGACGGCUAAAAAGAAGAAGGGCGAGGACAGGGCUACUAGGAUUGCUGAGCUUGAGCAGCUUCUUGCAUAAUUUCUCCUUCAUCUAGGUCCCAUUUUGCUUACUUUCUUGCCUAUCUUCAUUUCAUGUUAAUAUGUAUUACGAGCCCUGUUGUUAAUUUGUUGAUGAGUCGGACCCUGGAUGGUCUAUGAAAUGCCAAUAGCUUUCGUUAUUCACGUC